Staurois parvus is the source of this 483-nucleotide messenger RNA. The record is from the annotation of a GenBank genome assembly. NCBI's taxonomy places the organism in Eukaryota, Metazoa, Chordata, Amphibia, Anura, Ranidae.
AUGUGCCACUUUCAGGUCUCCUCACACACUGCUGGUGUUUUCAAUUUUUGUCAUAGGGUGCUGGCAGAUUACGGGCCUCCUAUAGCUGCUGCCAGGCCCCUAAUCUGCCAUGGGCCCCUAUACCGCCUCCUCAUGCUGCUGCCAGGUCCACAGUCUCUCAUGGGUCCCUGUACGGCCUCCCAUUGCUGCUGUCUCCAUCGCCACACUCUGCCAUGUGCCACUUUCAGGUCUCCUCACACUCCUGCUGGUUUCCAUUUUGUCAUAGGUUGCUGUAUGGCCUCCCAUUGCUGCUGCCUCCACCGCCACACUGUGGCUCCAAACACUGGUUUUGGCCCCGUGACUGGCCAAAUGAGUGAAGUGUGCGGUGAUUCUAAGAUCGACGGCACUCAUCUGCAUGUCAUACUGAGUGACAGUAUUAUUUCUCUUCCCCAGCAGACUCCAAGGGCAUUUAAAUUAAAGGUACAGUGUUCUGCACUAAUAUUA